GGCGAAGGCGGAGGGGCUGGGAGGGGCGGAUGCGGGCGGUGGCGGACCCGGUCCCGGUGUCGCGGAAGGAGCCGGGCACGGCGAUUUGAGCCCUCGAGCGGAGGCCGGCGGCAGCCAGGAUGGAGGGCGGCAGUGCCCCGCGAAGGACCAGCGGCUGAGCGGGGGCUUCUGCCCGCGGGUGGAGAGCAGGAGGUGUGCUUGAGGACGGGAGAAAACCAGUAUCACUCCAGUUUUGAAAAAGGGCAAGAAGAGUGACCUAGGAAGCUACAGGCCCGCCAGCCUCACCUCCAGCCUUGGAAAGAUUGUGGAGGAACAGCUCAUCCUGGAUGUCAUCUUUCUGAUCUUGCAUUCUUAAACAAGCUUUGCCGUGUGACAGCAGUGAACAUUCAAUAAUGAGUGGUGCAGCUUUGGGCCUUGAGAUAGUAUUUGUCUUUUUUCUGGCCUUAUUCCUACUUCAUCGAUAUGGAGACUUCAAAAAACAGCAUAGGCUGGUGAUCAUAGCAACAUUAUUGGCUUGGUAUCUCUGCUUUCUUAUUGUUUUUAUAUUGCCUCUGGAUGUCAGCACGACUAUAUAUAAUCGGUGCAAACUUGCUGUUAACUCCAGCCCUGCGGAAAGUAAUGGCUCUUACGUAACUCUUGCUCCAAGCAAGCAAAAAUGUUUCAAACCAUGGAGUUAUAUUCCUAAUGGAAUUAUGCCAAUUUUCUGGCGCGUUGUAUAUUGGACAUCACAGUUUUUAACAUGGAUUCUGCUGCCUUUCAUGCAAUCAUAUGCUAGAUCGGGAGGGUUCUCCAUUACAGGAAAGAUUAAAACUGCAUUGAUUGAGAAUGCAAUCUACUAUGGCACUUACUUGCUGAUUUUUGGGGCAUUUUUAAUAUAUGUGGCUGUAAACCCGAACUUCAAUUUACAAUGGAGUCAACUGCAGACUAUCGGAAUAGCUGCUGCAAACACGUGGGGUCUCUUUCUUCUUGUGUUGCUCUUGGGUUAUGGUUUGGUGGAAAUACCCCGUUCUCACUGGAAUGGGGCAAAGAGGGGUUAUCUACUCAUGAAGACUUAUUUCAAAGCUGCCAAACUGAUGACUGAAAAAGCAGAUGCAGAGGAGAAUUUAGAGGAUAUUAUGGAGGAAGUCCGUAAAGUAAGUGAGAGUAUCAAGUAUAACCACCCUUUGAGAAAAUGUGUUGAUACAAUACUGAAGAAGUGUCCUACUGAGUACCAGGAAAGAAUGGGUAGGAACAUGGACGAUUAUGAGGAUUUUGAUGAAAGACAGAACAGUUAUCCAAGUGAAAAAAGUUUGGUCAAACUUCACAAGCAGGUUAUCUAUUCAGUACAGAGGCAUCGUCGUACACAGGUCCAGUGGCAAAUUCUUUUAGAACAAGCAUUUUACCUAGAAGAUGUGGCAAAAAAUGAAAGCAGUGCAACGAGACAGUUUGUUCAUACCUUUCAUUCCCAGGAACCAGAGAAUAAAAUUAUUCAAUAUUUCUACACACCAACUGUUGAGUGGUACUGGGAGUGUCUUCUACGACCAUGGUUUUACAGGGUGCUUGCAGUCGUUCUAGCCACGUUCUCUGUAAUUGUUGUGUGGUCAGAGUGCACAUUUUUCAGCACAAAGCCAGUUUUAUCGCUAUUUGCAGUUUUCAUACAGCUGGCAGAAAAGACUUAUAACUAUAUAUACAUAGAGAUGGCCUGUUUCCUUACCAUCUUUUUCCUAAGCAUCUGUGUUUACUCUACUGUCUUCAGGAUCCGUGUAUUUAACUAUUAUUACUUAGCUUCACAUCAUCAGACAGAUGCCUACAGUCUCCUUUUCAGUGGCAUGUUAUUUUGCCGUCUUACUCCACCAUUAUGCUUGAACUUUUUGGGUUUGACCCAUAUGGAUGCAACAAUCUCUCACAAAAAUACUCAGCCAACUGCUUAUACAUCUAUAAUGGGAUCUAUGAGAGUGCUGUCCUUCAUUGCAGAUGGAUUCUAUAUAUACUACCCAAUGCUUGUUGUCAUUCUCUGUAUUGCCACAUACUUUAGCUUAGGAACACGUUGCCUGAAUCUUUUGGGAUUCCAGCAGUUCAUGGGGGAUAGUGAAAUGACCUCUGAUUUGAUUGAUGAAGGAAAAGAGCUAAUCAGAAGAGAGAAGAGAAAACGACAAAGGCAAGAAGAAGGUGAAAACAGAAGAAGGGAAUGGAAGGAGCGGUAUGGAAAUAGAGAUGAUUCCACUAGAAACAGAGCUGUCCACACAGACCAAAAAGAAUCCAGCUUCUCGGAGACGAAUACCAAUAGACCAUUAUCAAAGUAUACCCGAUCAAAUGGUAGGAAUGAAAGAGACAGAAUAGAACUCCUCCAGGAUGCAGAACCUUUGGAUUUUAAUGCAGACUCAAUUAAUGAUGACCCUUUUGAAUCAGACUCAGGAAGGUACCAACCUGGUGGGAGAUACUUGUCAAUGUCUCGAAGCAAAAUAUUUGAUGAUGUCUAAACUCUGCAAAGCUGAAGAAAAUUCAGUGGAAAUCUAUUCCUUACUCAUUGUUUGGAAAAUACUGUAUUUAUGAUAUAUCACUGAAACAGAAAAGACCAUUUUUGUUUAAAAAAAGAAUAUGAAGGAACAACUGUUCGGAAAUGCAUCUAUAUGAUAACUACUACUUGUGACAAGAAUAUAAUUCUUCUGCUGUAGAUAUUGUUGUGCAUCGGUGUGGACUUCUGUGUCAUGACCAAAAGGGGAUAACUAUUAAUUAAGUUAAUAGAGAGUAAACUUCAUAAAUAUACUUAGAGCUCAUGUUGAACUGUAGCAAUGUAAGUUUUAGGAAGAGGAUUUUUUUGAAGGAAUUUUUUUGUAUUUAACAGGUGCUGUGAGAGCAUCUUAAUGCAUCCAAAGUGCAGUUAUAUCAGUUACUGUAGAAAAACUUUCCAUAAUUUUUCUAUUUGAACUUUAUGCCUAAUUCAAAAUCUGCUAAAUUAAGUUAAAGCUACUUUUGGCUUCAGUGGUCUUUGAAUCAGACCUGUAUAAGCAGAAAGAUUGCAUGGUAGGCUAUUCUUCAUAAAAUUUGGUGGCAUAAAUUUUGGAGCAAAAUGUAUUGGUCAAGAAAGGCUUUUUUUUUUUUUUUUCAAAUAUUAUAUGCAGAUAAAUUAUUUCAGCAUGUGUAUAUAGUUGAAAUUGAAUGUGGACCUGAGUUUCACUGUCAUACGAGCUUAUGUGCAAUAGCAAGAAUACAUUAUCAAAGAUACAGUGUCUGCUUAAGAUUUUUACAGUUGUAAGGGUUUUAAAUCCUGGCACAUUAAUAGUUCUGUAACAGUAAAAGAAACAUAAUGUGAAAAUUGAGGUAAAUGCUGAAAUAUUAUAAUUUGCACACACCUCAGGCACGGCUUCAAACUGUAGACUAUUUCUUUAAAAGAAGGGAAAUACAUAGCAUGACUAGAUAACGAAACACUUAAUGUCCCAGAUGCCCUGAUUGCAUUAUAUAUCUAUUUUUAAGGUGCCUGUAUUUUGCAGUAAGUUGUUGCAAAAAGAAUAGUACUUAUUCAUUUGAAUGCCAUUCAGAAAUGCCAAUUUUUAACAGUGUAAAAAAGCUUCACAUUAAUUUCAUUAGUGUAGAUAUAUUUUCAAACUGUAGCUAGUUGAGUGAGUUCUUAGACGUAAUCAUAAGGUAAAAGAUGUGGUCACAUUCAUGAUAUGUUUGAAAAUUUGAUUAAUUUAAAAUGUUACUUUAUUGUAGUCUCUAUUAAGUCUUCACCACUUGGAAGUUUUUGUUAUGUGCUUAUUGCAAAGUUAUGUUGAAAACUGAAAGAGAACAGGUCCCUUCCAACCUUAACUGUUCCAUGAUUCUGUGAUCUUUAUAUAAUAAAGUCUUUACCAUUCAUAAAGAACAGACAUCCCUUGAAGCAGCUAGGAAUGGGUUACUCUAAAAAGUAAAUUUUCAUGAAUGGGGUGUUCUACUAAUUUUUUAGCAUAGUCUUUUUAUUUUUUUUUGAAGUAAUUGUUAAUGGGGAUCUAAUUCUACCUCCUGUGAUUUAGUACAUUGUGUAUUCUAACAGUAGUUGUAUUUUUAAUAUAUUGAUCUGCCUGCUUUAAAAAUGAAUUGUUACUCUGAAGGAGAGAAAAUACUCUAUUUGUAUAGAAAUAAUUAUAUUAAUAAAUUGACAGACAUAAAAUUAUUGUCGGUUCUGUUCUUAGGUGAAUACAUUGAACCGUAGCCAUGCCCACAUGUAUUCAAGCUCAUGCAAUUUCCAGAUUACCUGUGAGAAGGCACGUUUUUACUUUGGGUAUUAUGUGUAUUGUAAUAGCUUGAUCAAAAUCUUAUGGCUGUAUUAAGAACUGGAAGUUGAGAAAAUGAGACGCUCAUUGUUCCAGUAGUUCUUUAGCAACUUUAUGUUAGCAUCUAUUUAAUUUAUUUUAGAUUACUUAGAAAUGCUGUCCUGAAUUCAGCCUUGUAUGAAAGAGGUUCUGUAUGUUCUUGGACAUAUUCAUCAAUGCGAAUGUUCUUAGACUUAAUAUUUCUAUUUGUAAAAUUUUUAUCUCAUUUAUUUGGCCAAAUUUGUAAAUAUCUUUGGAUUAAAUAAGGUUUGAGAUCUUUGUUUAACUCAUGAAAUGUCACUGCAAAGGGAUCUAAUUCAGUGCUAAUGGAAAAACUAUAGAAGGAAAGUUUGUUUUUCUGAAUGCUUGUGAAGUAUCCUUACGCAGCCCCUGCUGACUUCAGAGAGUUGGAUUAAGCCUUCUUGGGGCCUGUUUUUUCACCUCAGAAACCAGUGGAAUGGCUGCAAAAUGAAGUUUUCAGUGGAAACUUGGUCAGAAUUUUAAACUGAAAAGCUAUCUAGUGCCUGGCAUAAGCCCUCUGUGCAGCUUUCAUUGGGAUACAGUAAUUUGAGGUGUUGACUGUAGAGAUUAGUGGCUUUCAGUUGCUAGCAUGCAAAAUCUGAGCUCAUUGAAGUGGGAAUCCACUGAUCUUGAACUUGCAGUGAAGUAAUGGAGUAACCAAUGGCUAAUUUUUGAAAGCAUAGGAAUCAGAGAUCUGAAAAUUGCUCAAGAGUUUUCCUCUGGAUUGUGCUUAGAGAUGCCAGGUGUCCUGUGCUGCCUGUAUGGUGGGUGUUUAUGUGAGUAAGUGAUAAUUGAACUCAUGUUUCAUCCAUGGUGUUCCUUGCUGAUCAACAGUUACUCUUGCUCUAAGUAUGUGCAAUUUGAAGGCCAAUUAAUCUAAAGUGUGCUUUGAAAAGUGAUUAUGAGUUCAUAAGGCUAAGUCUGAAGGCCUUUCAACAAAGAAAUGUAGAGUACAGCUGUAAAAGAACAUUGUAGCAAUAAGGGAUAUGCUCGCCCAGUAUUUGUUGUGUACUUAAGCUAGUUUUACACUAGUUUGGUUACUGCUACUAAAAGUGAUGCAGAACUUGCCUGGUGGCUCCAUGCCUAAGGGUGUACCCUAUGCCAGAGAUGUUGUAGAUGCUCCAUCCUUGGAAACAUUCAAGGUGCGGUUGGAUGGGGCUCUGAGCUGCCUGAUGUAGUUGAAGACAUCCCUGCUUAAUGCAGAAGGGUUGGACUAGAUGUCCUUUACAGGUCUCUUCCAACACAAACUGUCUAUGAUUCACAGCCAGAUUGUGGUAACUCUUGAUGAGUUCUUUGCUGCUAUAGCUCUAGUCUUACAGCUAGAAGUUAAAACAAGCUUUGAUAUGUUUAGGCAGUGACUGUACUGUAGGCUGAUGGGGUUCUUACAUCAGAUUUGGUGCUCCCAAUGAGAUGAUUUAAAAUAUAACUGCCUUGCAAACUGUGCUUUUGGGAGCUGAAUGUUGGUGUAUUUGUUCUGUCAGUAUAUUGUCAUGCUUAUAUGCAGCUAAAGAAUGUAAAUUGUGAAUUUCUGUAUUAUUUCACUUUCUAAAUUACUGAGCAGUUAAGGUAUACUUCCAUCUCACCAUCAUUUCUGCAGUUUCCUCUUCAGCUGUGAACACCAGAAAAAAAAAAAAAAGACAAAACAAAAGUUUGAAAUCUUCAUAUCAAAGAUUAGAACCAAUGAAAAGAAUCCAUGCUAGUUGUAAUGAACUUUAGGAGUGAAAACAGUAACUACUUUAAUACUGUAUCAGUGGUGGAUUUCUUAAGAAGUAUGGAUAACAAAAAGCUCCGGUCGAACUUACUACUCCUACUAGAUUUGUAGUACUGUUUUUUGCAGGUGUUUAAAAAUAUGUGUAUUCUGAUAUCCAUAUUGGGAAAUCAUAGAUUCAUGGAUCCUCUGUGCUCUAGGAGAAGUGCAGCUCUUAGCUGUGAAAUAAAGUUAGGGAGUCUUCUUAUGAGGGAAGGUGCAACUUCUAGUCUGUGCUAGUAGUGACACUUUGGGCAAACUGUGAUAUAUUUUAUUAUUUCUAACAUGUUAAGUAACAUCAAACUUUUACUACUGUAGCUUACACUACUGGAAAAAUUGUGGUAUAUAUUUUGCCUUUAUUUUGCAGUCAAGCACUUUCUAAAAUAAAUUGUGCUUAACAGUAUUAAUGGGGAUAGUGGAAGGCUGCGAUCUUUUUAACAUUUAUUCUUUCUAUCUAAAAACAUGACAAUGAUUUUUACAAAUGAAAUAUUAAAAGAUUGAUUAUUUGGAUUUUCUGUAAUUAUAAUAAUUUGUAUUUUAUUAAAUUUAUCUUGGAAUACUGUAAAUGUUAUGUGAAAAAUGCGGUAUUUUGUUCCAGUUUUUGUUAUUGCUGUAAUUACUUGCAAUCUGAGUUACUUGAAAUCUUUUGCAUUUCCAAUACCAAACAGAGAUCACUUUAUGAAGGAAAACUUUUUAUGAGCAAUCUUAAAGAAAUCUGACCUAUUGAUUCAUCUUAAUUAUUAACAAACAACACUACUUAGGGUUUCUCCUAGUUUUAAAUUUUUCUUUAAAAUUCAGAAAAUGUUUAUUUUUUUCAGAGCAGCUUAUUUGUGAGUCUUGUAAACUUUCUGAAACUUUGACAUUCCUUUUCUCUAGUGGACUCUACAGGAAUAUGCACUGCUUGAUGGCAGUUCUCUAAUACUAGCUGUCCCUCUAAUGAAGCAGUCUAAUCUGAACCUGGGACACUCCUAUACUAUUUGAUUAUGUUAACAGAAACCCAGCAUUCCUAGCAAAAAAAAAAAAAAAAGCACCUUGAACUAGAUCCCUUUGUAAUACAUUAAUUACUGUCGUUUAUUAUGUUGCUUUAUAUUUGGUAGUCAUACGGUAAUCCCAGUCUGAUAGUCUGAUUUAUUUUUUUGUUUCUAUUAAAAUGCACUGGAAUGUGUUCCUGAGCAUGCUUUUAUGCGUGUGUGCUUUCAUUGUAACUGGGAGGCAAUAAUAAUAUGCAACUUAAGUUAUUCCUUCAGGAUACUGUUGUUAUAUUUGACAUAUCCCUAUGAAUUAUAAUAGUUUGUAGCUUAUCUAUCACUGCAGAAAUUAAUUAGGGUUAGGGUCUAUUAGGGUUAGGUGUUAGGGGUUAAGGUGAGGGUCCAUUAGGGUUAGAGUUGGGGUUAGGGUUAGGAGUUAGGGUUACAGUUUGGGUUGUGGUUGUCCAGCCCAGAGAAGAGAAGGCUCCAAGGACAGCUUAGAGCAGCCUUCGCGUACAGAAAACUACAGAAAUGGGCUCCAGGAAAGCUGGGAAUGGGCCCUUGAUCAGGGAGUGCAGGGACAGGAUGAGAGAGACCAGUUUUCGGCUAAAAGAGUGGAUAUUGUGGUGGGAUCUUAGAAAGAAAUGUUUCCUGUGAGGGUGGGGAGGCACUGGCCGGGGUGUCCAGGACAAUCGUGGCUGCCCCAUCCCUGGUGGUAUUGAGAAGGCUAGCUUGGACGGGACUUGGAACAACCUUAUCCGAUGAAAGAUGUCCCUGCUGGUGGUGGUGGUGGGAACUGAAUGGGUUUACAACCCAACCCAAACCAUUCCCUGAUUCCAUGAACAUCCCUCUGAGCAGUCUGGGCAGGCGCUUCUGGUCUUGUUGGGAAGAAGACAGUUCUACAGUGAACUUCUCGUGCUGUCUGCUCCUGGAACCUCUACCCUGACUUUUAAUGUUAUGCUUCACUUUGAGCUGCCAAACGAAGAUUCAGAAUUCUUGCUUUUGUUUCUUGUCCCUAGCCAAAUUUUUCCCUGCAAAUUCAUUUUGCCUUUAUCGAUAUGGAAAAUAAAAGUGGAUCUCCUGAUGGCUUUGAGUGUAGGAUUGAUGAUGUCCUUGAAGUUCAAAUCCAGUUCUCUGUUAUCAGUUCCUUGGUUUUAGGGGCUUCAAGGACUGCGAGGAAGCUGAGAGAAGAGAGCUCCCUCUCCUCCUCAAAUCCAACCCUUCGCAGCCCCUGGAAUUUGGAGAUCAGCGUUUCCCUUGUGUCAGGCCACUGUGCUCCGUGCCAGACUAGAGUGCCCGGUGCCCAGAGAAGUGGUGGGUGUUCCAUCCCUGCAGGUGUUCCAGGCCAGGUUGGAUGGGGCUUGGAGCACCCUGAUCCAGUGGGAAGUGUCCCUACCCAUGGCAGGGCAUGGAACUGGAUGGGAUUUGAGGUCCUUUCCAUUCAGUAACACUCCAUGAUUCUACAAAAUUUGGGAGGAUUUGAGGUGAAAGUCAAGCUUUUGGGGAGUUUGGAGAGAGUUGUGAGAUUUUGGGUGAAAAAUCGCAUUUUUGUUGUGAGGGGAUUUGAAAUAAAAGACAUGUUUUGGGGAUGUUUGUGAGCGGCUUUGAGGUGGAAGUCAUGUUUUGGGAGAGUUUGAGGUGAAAGUCAUGCUUUUGGGGAGUUUGAGGAGCCCACUUCAAGGGCUUAAUCCCUCCACAAAGGCAUUAAUUGCCUCCUCCAACAUUGUUACUGUCCCCAAAAGGGAGUUAAUUCCCCCUCCAAGAGGGCUGAUGCACCCUAAAUGGAUUUUUUCCUUCUCAAAAUGUUUUAAUUCCCCCUCCAAUGGUGUUAAUCCCUUCUCGAGGAAGCUAAAUUCCUCCUCUAAGCAGGUUAAUUCCUCCUCCAAAUGGGAUAAUUCCCCCUUCAGGGUGUUAAUUCCUCCCGAGGGAUGCUAAAUCCCUUCUCUAAGGGGCUCAAUCCCUCCCCAAGAAUACUCAAUCUCCUCUCCAAUGAGCUCAGUCACCCCUCCAAUGAUAAUUCCCCCUCAAGCAUGCUCAAUCUCUCUCUAAGUUUUUUUAUUCUAGAAGAUAUGAGUAUUCAUUUGUAAGCAUAUUUUUAGUAAUAAAAGAUCUUUAUGCAGCAGUGUGUAUCAAGGAUAGGCUGUAGGAGUGCUGCUUAUGGAUAGACUAUGUUCUUUUGCCUUAUGAUACAAGCAUGUAUGAACAAUACCUUGUUUUGAAAUUCACCGAGUUAUAAAGUUUUCUCUGUAGUAUUCUAAAUUAUUGUUGUACUGGAUAUAUUUUAAAAAUAUUUGUUAAAUAUCUAGUCAAAGACCUAAGUUGGCAUGAAAUAAAUAAUUUCUGCAAUACAUUUUCCCUGUUUUAUUUUAGAUAUUCAUGUUUCUCUGAAGUGUUUUUCAUAGCGAUCUUCUGGAGAAAUUUGAUCCCUUUCUUUUUUCCAGGUAGAAAUUAAAUUUAUGUCAGAAGAAAAUCCCACCUUGUUUUUUUAAUCUUUUUUACAUCUUCUUUAAAGCAGAUUAAAAAGGGAAAUUGGAACACCCAGGCAUACCUGGGUAUGCAAGCUUCUUCUAAAGUCUUGGAAUGACACCUGAACCCACGCUUUGGGCUGGCACCUUUAUUUGCACCUCACCCCAGCUAUGGAAGUGGAAGCAGCUUCUGACAGUGCAUGGAGACAGAGAAGUGCAUCCAGGCCAGCAGAAGAUCUGAGCUUCCCACAGUGCCUGAAGGAAGCCUGUGAGGACCCUGUAUGCUCAUGGAGCUGACUAGGAACUGGGUAUUUUUGUGAAGCAUAGUGUAAGCAGUCAAACUGAGACAUAAUUCCCUCUAGAUAUAUCUAGCCAUCGGUGAGAAGAAAGGCAAGAGUCUGUUUCCCCUGUUGCUAUAAGGAGACAGGAAAAGUAAGGAAGGAGUUAACUUAUAUCUCUUCUUUGACUGCUUCCAAAUUUAUCACUUUUGUCUUCCCUACCUAAGGAAAAAAAAAAACAGCAAAAAUAAAGUGAAGGAAGAAGAGAUAAUUUUUGUUUAAAUUUAAAUAUUUUAUUGUUUCUAUACAGGUACAUACAGGGUAUGUUUUUAGUUUUCUUUUCUCAUUCUGAUAAAGCAGCAUUUUUAUUGAGAGCUACAAUAGUAUCUUAUGGUUGUUGUUAAUCAAAAAACUGCACCCCAGUGCAAGUAAUAAUUCACCUUUUUAGUACAGCAGAAUAUUUAUAAGAACUAAGACUGGUUUAUUGCUGUAUUUGAUUGUUGUCUCCCAUACUUAGUCUCCAACUUCUGUUCUAAGUGACUUGCAGGAAACAUUUUGAAUGCUCAAGACUGGUCUGUGCCAUCGCUGCAGUUGGAAUGUCUUGGCACUGUUAGUAAAGACCUCUCCUGUCACAGCUGUUCUGGGACUGUCACCCCUCCCUGUUCUGCUGCACUACCACUUCUCUUUUUUGGAUCUUUUUGUUAGGCAUUUUUAAAUAUAUGUAUGUUCAGAAUAAUGUAAUAAACGAAUGGUGCAUGCCGAUGUCAAGGUUAGUAACAAACUUCAGUGGACUAAACUGACCCAUCUAUCAUAAUCCAGUGGGUGGGGAAGUUCGUGGGAGAAGAGAUAUAAGUAGCAGAACAAUCUUCUGUGUAUGUCUCUAAUUUUUUUUUCUGGAGACAUUUUGGAUGUUGAAGUGGAUCACUCAGCAAGGUUAACCAGCCACACUCUUCCUCCAGGCUUAUGUGAUAAGUAGCUACUGUAAGCCUGUACUUAGUUCAGAAGAUAGGAGUUGUCCUGUAUUAAACAUUAACUUGCUGUUACUCAUUGUUGGCUUUUUGUUUGCUCAGAGAGCAAUAUAAAUUCUGUUGUUUAAUAGUCAGCAGUUGCUAAUGCAGCUACCUUGCUUGCUCAGUGAAUUUUAAGUCUUCUGAAAUAGCCUUUUGACUGACUGAAUUAUCAGGGUUGUGAAUUAACCUUGCUCUGCCCUUGUCACUUCACCACUGCCUACCACAGUGUGUUUUUCUUAAUCCUCGUCUCUGCUCUGCACACUGUGAUAACGAUCUGAACCUUUUCUCUUCAUAAACAUCCUGUCUUGUUAUGCACUGGUUCAUCACACACCAUCACCUUCAGGAUUUUUCAGAGCUUCAUCAAGAAGCUGAAGUUGGUCAGAGCCUGACUUGGACAGAAGACACAGUCUUUCUUCCCUUCCUGGAAGCGUGACCUGAGCUGCAAGGAAAGAUUCAGCUAAUAAA
Cuculus canorus (common cuckoo) is the source of this 11225-nucleotide messenger RNA. It is a transcript of the gene LMBRD2, whose product is annotated as LMBR1 domain containing 2. Gene Ontology annotation, biological process: adrenergic receptor signaling pathway. The record is from RefSeq and is a predicted model, not a curated record. Lineage: Eukaryota; Metazoa; Chordata; Aves; Cuculiformes; Cuculidae. Gene Ontology annotation, cellular component: membrane. The transcript is spliced from 19 exons. Bases 393 to 2459 code for a protein of 688 amino acids.